AUGUCUUCCGGUGGCAAGUCAGGCGGCAAGUCCGGUUCUGAGUCCAAGUCUUCCUCCAGGUCCUCCAAGGCCGGUCUUCAGUUCCCCGUCGGUCGUAUCCACCGUCUCCUCAAGAAGGGCAACUACGCCCAGCGUAUCGGUUCCGGUGCCCCCGUCUACCUCGCUGCCGUCCUUGAGUACCUCGCUGCCGAGAUCCUCGAGCUCGCCGGUAACGCUGCCCGUGACAACAAGAAGUCGCGUAUCGUACCCCGUCACCUCCAGCUCGCCGUCCGCAACGACGAAGAGCUCAACAAGCUCCUCGGCUCGGUCGUCAUCUCCCAGGGUGGUGUCCUCCCCAACAUCCUUUCCGAGCUCCUCCCCGCCAAGACCGCCAAGAAGGGUGGUGCCAAGGCUUCCCAGGAGGUUUAA
This is a messenger RNA of Dioszegia hungarica, 408 nucleotides long. RefSeq names its product histone H2A-1. NCBI's taxonomy places the organism in Eukaryota, Fungi, Basidiomycota, Tremellomycetes, Tremellales, Bulleribasidiaceae. The record is from RefSeq and is a predicted model, not a curated record. Gene Ontology annotation, cellular component: nucleosome. Gene Ontology annotation, molecular function: DNA binding; protein heterodimerization activity; structural constituent of chromatin. The transcript has 4 exons. Bases 1 to 408 code for a protein of 135 amino acids.